Molecule: messenger RNA, 563 nt
Organism: Prorocentrum cordatum
Lineage: Eukaryota; Dinophyceae; Prorocentrales; Prorocentraceae
Source: the annotation of a GenBank genome assembly
GGCUCAGGGCCGAGCUCUCGGAAGCCCACCGUUCCGGGCGCGCGCGCGCGCGCCCUCGGAGGCGGAGGCGGAGAGGAUUCCAUGCCGAAGGUGCAAAAAUCGCGCACGAAGUAUCACGACCGUGCGCCGCCUCUUGAUCCAGAUGCCGAGGAAGAGCCCGUGGAGGACGAGGAGGCGGCCCGGGAGGCCGAGGAUGGCCCUCCGCCGGUCGUGAUGGGGCGCCGGCGCCAGAAGCGCAGGGAGGAUUUCAUGCGGAAGUUCGAGUUCGUGAAUUACGUCCGGCAGCAGGAUUCCGCGGCUGAGACGAGAGCGGCUUGGAGAGGUUCAGGGAGGUAUGAAGCCCAGAGCGCCCUCUGCAACGACCACAACGCAGCGUGCUGUUGUUGUUGCUGCAUUGAUGUGGUUCCUUGCAGCUUGCUUGUUCUAUAUUCAUGUUCAGGGAUCUGCGAAUGAGACGAGAGCGGUCUGGAGAGAUUCAGGGCGGUGUGAAGCCCACGACGCCCUCGACUACAACCAGAACACAUUGUCAGUUACAUUGUGUCGGCCCAAACCUUUAAUGUGGU